Messenger RNA from Hyalella azteca, 4352 nucleotides. It is a transcript of the gene Wdr33, whose product is annotated as pre-mRNA 3' end processing protein WDR33-like. NCBI's taxonomy places the organism in Eukaryota, Metazoa, Arthropoda, Malacostraca, Amphipoda, Hyalellidae. Gene Ontology annotation, cellular component: mRNA cleavage and polyadenylation specificity factor complex. The transcript has 12 exons. Bases 181 to 3060 code for a protein of 959 amino acids. Gene Ontology annotation, molecular function: protein binding. The record is from RefSeq and is a predicted model, not a curated record.
ACCAACCAACGAUGGCAACAUUGUCACAACAAAUAUGGCGCCUUUCAGGCUCCACGAAUUAGUGCAGUAUUUUAAGUGUUAGCUAUAAUAAUAGUCUUGCAGUUAACUUUAGUAAUCCACGUUUCUGUGAAGUUAUUACAGCAUUGUCGACAUUGGGCUGAGAGACACUUGACCACCAUCAUGCUUAGCAUGUACUCCCAGCCUCCUGCCCCCAACUUGGGGCCUCCUCCCUCAGUGGGGAUGGUCAAUAUGCCUACUUCUGGCCUUCCUCCCCACCACCCUCCCCCCAACACCAGCAUGCCUCCCCCUUCCCACCCUCCUCCAGGCUCCACUUCAUUUCAAGCACUCCACUUCAAGCCGUUCAAAACCCCAGAAAGCGAUUUUGAUGGCAAGCGUCUGCGCAAGAGCGUCAUGCGCAAGACGGUUGACUACAACAGCUCGAUCGUGGCGAUGCUUGAGGCGCGCGUGUGGCAGCGAGACGAGCGCGACCGCCCCACUCUGCAGCCUGACAUCUGCUACGCCUGCGAGGUCAUGCCACCUCAGAUGUAUCCUGACAACCCCAUCAAUGCGGUCGUCACCAAGUUUGUCCGCACAUCUACUAACAAACAAAAGUGCCCGGUGUUUGCAUUGGCAUGGACUCCAGAGGGCCGUCGUCUGGUGACGGGGGCCUCGUCAGGAGAGUUCACCCUCUGGAACGGCCUCACCUUCAACUUUGAGACCAUCCUUAAGGCGCAUGAGUCAAGCGUGCGGUCGAUGCUGUGGUCUCACAACGACCAAUGGAUGGUCACGGCAGACACGGCCGGCAUCGUCAAGUAUUGGCAGACCAACAUGAACAACGUCAAGCACUUCCAGGCACAUAAAGACCCCGUUAGAGGACUCAGCUUCUCCCCGUGCGACCUCAAGCUGGCCACCUGCUCCGACGACGGAACCGUCCGCAUCUGGGACUUCCUCAGGUGUAAGGAGGAGCGCGUGCUUAGGGGUCACGGAGCAGACGUAAAAUGCGUCGCGUGGCAUCCGAGCCGCAGCCUGCUGGCGUCCGGCAGCAAAGAUAACCAACAGCCCAUCAAACUGUGGGAUCCUCGCACCGGCACCCCUCUUGCUAAACUACACGCUCACAAGAGCACAGUCAUGGACCUCAAAUGGAACGCCAACGGCAACUGGCUGUGCUCGGCUUCCCGCGACCACUUGCUCAAACUCUUCGAUGUGCGCAACCUGGGCACUGAAAUGCAGGUGUUCCGCGGCCACAAGCGCGAGGCCUCGGCCAUCGCCUGGCAUCCUCAGCACGAAGGUCUGUUUGCGAGCGGAGGGUCGGACGGAUCCAUCCUCUUCUGGCACGUUGGCAACGAUAAGGAAGUCGGUAGCAUCGACUCUGCUCAUGACGGCAUCAUUUGGGACCUGGCAUGGCAUCCUCUAGGUCACAUUCUAUCGACGGGAUCAAAUGACCACACCACCAAAUUCUGGACGCGGAACCGUCCCGGCGACAAGAUGAGGGAUCGCUACAACUUGAACACGCUGCCGCCUGGCGUCCUCGCUGAUGACUCGAUGGACAUCGACGAUAUUCCGCUGUCCGCGAAUUACGAGCACGGCAAUGCAGUGGGCGGCGCAGCGAUCCCGGGCAUGGGUCCUGACGAUAAGAUCCAAGAGGCACAGGCUGAUGGUGGGGCUGAAACCAUCCCAGGUCUGGACUUUGACGCAGCGCAGUUCGAAAGGUUUAUUAAGAAGACGCCAUAUGCUAAACCUAUCCCCAAAAACUUCCAGGCGGCUUGGAACGCGGCUGGUGGACUGGAGGACGAGAUAAUUGAAGAUCCUUCUUCGAGCUGGGUGGUGACUGACGUGGAGGGCCUGUUCAGCGAGCCCGUCAAGAGAGAAGGUCCUCCUGUCAUCACGGAGACGGGGGAGGAGCUACCCCCAGGCUCUGUGCCCCUUGAUGAGAUAACGGCCGAUGCUAUCGCUUAUUACGGCUUCUUCAUCCCACUUGACAAGGUGCCUGGCAACGUCAUACAAGACGCCUUCAGCUUCAUGCACGAGGACGAAGCCAUUGCUGAACUCACCAAAGACAGCGAUUUUGCUCGCAAACUUUGCCGGGAAAAGCGCCAGCUUCUCAACCCGAACGCCAAGGACGACGAAGGUCACCAUAAAGGGAACCAGGAAGACCCCUUCAACUACCACAACACACAGAGCGGCUCGUCUCAAAAUAACCGCACUGGCCGUAGCGGCAACUUUAAUCGUCGAGACCACGACAGGCGGGAUGGCGGCCAGUAUAAUCGGGAUCGUGGUGGCAGUGGAGGAGGUUCUGAAGAUGGACGAUCUUUUCGGGGAGCAAGAGGAGGGUAUCGCGGGGGUGGUGACGACGAUGGGUUCAGGAAUUAUCGAGGUCGAGGGCGUAACUGGCAAAACGACAGAGGCGGCCCUCCGCCUAAGUUUAGAGGAAGAGGUGGUUUCAAUCCCGAGAACGGAGGAUAUCGUCGCGACGAAGGAGAGAGGGAGGAAUGGGAGCGGGAUGGAAGAGGAGGUCAUGAGGAGUGGAUGGGACGCAAUGAAGGCGCAGACCGUUUCAGAGAAAGUGGAGGGGAUAGAGGCGGAUUCAAUCGACGUCCUUGGGAUGACGGAGGUGAAAGGAGGAACUGGCAUGACGAAGGAGCUGGACGUGAUGCUUGGGGUCCUCCGAGAAGAGAAGAGUUUGUGGACAGGGGAGGCUUCAGAGAGAGAGAUGGGGGCUUUAGGAACGCCCGAGACGAGGGCAGAGGCUAUCCUCGUGACAGAGCACCCUUCCGAAGAGGUGUUCCCGGAGAGGAUUUUUAUGAUCGUGGAUUUCAUGGGGAAGAUGGGGGUCCUGUUCCUCCCCAUCCCCCUGUAGGUGAGGAGCAACCCGACAGUUUCCGCUUCCAGUCGAGAGGAAGGUUCAGGGGCAGGGAAGGUAGGGAGGAGGAGGUUGGUUUUAAGAGGAAGGCAGAUUGGGAUGAUCGGGAGGAGGAAUGGAGGUGGGGAAGAACGGGUCCGGGAAGGCCCGUUAGAGGGAGGGGUGGGGCAGACCAUGACUUUGGGUACGGUGGAUACUAAACCACCAAUUUUUAUUACCGUUUUUUUCAUCAAGAGUAUUUUCUUAUGAAUUUUUAUUAGCUAUGUGUUCUUGAUUAAAUGAAUUUUGCCUAUAGUCUUAGCCCGUGGCUCCAAUGUAGCUCAGACCUCUCUUAAUUUUUGUUAGUGUUACGUUCCCGUGUCGUGAAAAUUGAAUAUAUCAGAAAAUGAACAAGAAAAUUAAAAUGUGUUUGAUGUAAUGAUAGGCUGUGAUACAGUUCUCUUCUUGAUUUCUAUCUAAAAAUGUAAACUCAAUACUUUAAAUUUGUGACCCAAUUUGUAUCUCUCGUCUCAUCAAUUCCAUAUUGAUUUUCUCCGUAGCUCGUGAUGUUUCUUGUGUGAUAGCUACAGAAUUGUUAGACGUAAUACAAAUACUGUCGUCGGUUUUUGAGGCUAGUACACGCUAACGGGCUUGAUGCACAUGUGUAAGUACGAGUUUUCUCUUCAGUAAAUAGGGGAUAGCUUUAAGGAAGAUAGUCGCUAUAAAUAUAUCAUUAGGUCUCUUGAGUUAUUUUAGACAUCACCCGGUCAUUGUCACUAAUUACACAUGAAUUGCGCGUUCGUCAAAUGUGUGGUUUUAAGCUACGCGCCUUCGUUGCCUUCAAAUAUUUUCAUCAGGGAUUAUGCUAAUAUUUUGGAAUAUUUGUAGCCAUUUUUGUGCUUUUAUUGUUCUUUUCUGCUACUGUGUAUCGUUGUCGAUAAUUAAUACCCGUUGAAACGAGUUUGAAUCUGCGAACUUGUAACAAACUCAAAACACCGAUAACAAAAUGAAUUGGAGAAAUACCCGUUUUCUAGAUUUAAAAUGUUCCAAUGAACUGCACUACUAUGAAUUUGUUUUGAGAUACCGGUUGCCAGAUUUAGAAAUGAUGUAACAAUUAUGGAUUGAAGAUAUUGAAAUGCUCAAUUUUCAACGUAGUUGAGCUUGUUGCCCGUGUACUUAAACAAGCUCACUCGACUUAGCUUCUACAGAUACAUCAAUUUUACAUUAUUUAUAUUUUCUCUCUAAGAAAGUAUGAAACUCGGGGUUUUCAGGUUUCUAGGAUUUUCUUUCAGGUUUUAGGUUCCCAUCUUCAUAUUUCCAGAAUUUUGCCUCGCAUGUUCCAUUUCCAUGUUGCGCAAACUUGAAAAUGUUCACUAUUAUUUUGAAGGUACUUCAGUAAGCAAUAGAUGGUAAUUCGUUGUCGGGGAAAAUAACCAGAUGGAACAUCCUAUGUGUAUUUGUGUUCUACGUUCUGAGAUUUGUUAUUUGAUAAUUUAUUAAAAGAACAGUUAUU